GUUAAUAAUUUUGUAACUCUUUUCUUAGUUAAAAUACUAAAUUGUGUAAUGUUAACCUCUAUGUAUCUCUUCCAAGUCAAUAUCAUAUUGCCAAGUCAAUAUUAAAACAAAAUUGCUAACUGGAAGUUAAUAUUUAGCUAAUUAUUAGUAAUUCAAUAGGUUUGGCUAAUAAAAAAUAAUUUGAAAAAUGUUUGGUUAAUAAAUAGUUGUUACUCUUAAAUUAAUACUAAUUAAUCAAGACGGUGUAAAUGAAAGGCAGGAGUUAUCCACACCAUAAUUAAUUUGGAAUAUUUAUCCAUCUAACCGCCUCACCGCCCAAACGGAGGAAGAAGAUGGAGGAGCUGUCCACAAUUGGAAUCGGAGAUGAGGAUGGAGUAGCUGAGCAAAAUCCUGGCCUUCCAUUCCUGAAUUCCAUAUCCUGCAAAAUGAACUACGCAAAGUGCCCAGAUAUUCAAUUGGGAAGUCGAAGAGGCAACUGCAGCAUCCUGGUUGGGUCUGGGAACUGAUGGUUCAUGGUUGCAAGCCUCUCUCUAUUUCUCGCAACGAAAACAGUGAAGGCAAAUUCAAGGAAAAUGACAGAACCCCAUCAGAUAAAAGAAGAGCUGUGAUCAUCGAGAUUGCACAGAGGUGUCGAAACCCACUCGUCAUGGGGGAAUUGUUGCUAAGGCGAAAGCCUCCUCUCUGUUGGAGGCUCCAGCAGUGGAGAGGGUCGGCGCCAAGGAAAUUGGCGGAUCGUUCUGAUGUGGGCAGCAGUGAGGAAGCGGAGAUGAUGAGCACCGACAUAAGAGCUUUUCCAAAAAAAAUUAAUUCUGACACUGGUAAUAACUCCGUGCACCAAAAAGAUAAGCAAAACAGGCUUCAAACACCCUGGGAAGAAAGUUUUGAGCGAAUCGUCCCUUCUUCUUCUGGUUGCAACUUGCAAGGAAUCGUAAACCCUUCCCCUGGGAGAAUCUAUGUUGUGAGUGAGUAUGUGGUGGAUUUGGGGUUGGCAAGGGAGAUUAGAGAGGGUAAAGAGAGGGGUAGCGGCGGCGGGCGGGAUCAGAGCUUCUAGCUUGAUUUUCCUUGGUUGAUUUUCGAUGGCUGCUUGAUUCCUCUUUUUCCUUCUCUUCUGCGUGUUGCUGCCUCCCUUUUCCUCUAUCGAUCAGCUUCUCUCUUCUCCUCAUAAGCUUGCUAUGUUAUAUUGAUGGGCCGUGUAUUGAAUUGACAAAUGAACUUUCUUAUUUCAGUUUGGGUGAGUCUCAUAUCCUAUGCAAUGACGCUUCUUCUCCUGUCUGGCCCAAGCAAUGUGAAAAGUUGGAAGUGGCCAUGGACUAAAAUCCAGAAGCCCCAUUCUGUGGCAAGACUGGGCCACAGCGUGUCUGGGCAUUGACAAACUUAGGGAAAACUACGUUGGGCUUGACAAAGCGGUCGACCAGUGAGCGUAUGCGGCAAACCAAAUACACUAUUGUCUGUUUU
This is a messenger RNA of Linum trigynum, 1455 nucleotides long. NCBI's taxonomy places the organism in Eukaryota, Viridiplantae, Streptophyta, Magnoliopsida, Malpighiales, Linaceae. The record is from the annotation of a GenBank genome assembly.